Molecule: messenger RNA, 3413 nt
Organism: Penaeus indicus
Lineage: Eukaryota; Metazoa; Arthropoda; Malacostraca; Decapoda; Penaeidae
Product: DNA-dependent protein kinase catalytic subunit-like
Exons: 15
Coding region: 20-3397 (1125 amino acids)
Biological process (GO): double-strand break repair via nonhomologous end joining
Cellular component (GO): nucleus
Source: RefSeq, a predicted model, not a curated record
AGGUGGGGGUGAAGCCAAGAUGGGCAUUAGUUAUGUGAAAAACCCCACAGCAUCUUCUAAGCAUAUUGGCAGUUCUCUUAAAGAUAUAAAUAUAUUCUUGGAGGCAUUGUCAGCUUCACUUGAUGGCUACUGCUGGUUGAUAGGCCAAGGAAUAGUGCCAGCAUCAAAACUUUUGAAUCAUUCAGAAAUCCAACUUUUCUCUGCUACUACAUAUUUCAUAAAUGAGAUGGCCAUCCUUACUGUCAGUGAAUAUAUGAAAAAUCAUGAUACCUUUCAAAAUGCAGUUGCUACACCGUAUGAAACAGAAGCCACAGCUAAGCUCAAGUGUACUGUUAUAGUGAGGUUACUGGACUUUGUGAGUGUUGUACUACAAGAAGGACCCAAGGUUGCUUCUCUCCUAAGCCAGCACUCAGUCUGGUCACCAACUAUGUUCAGUCUUUUGACUAGCUGCACUCUUGACCCUGCUAGUGUUGGAUUUAACAUCAAAGACACUGAAGUCAGUAAACAUUUGCCAUCACGUUUAGAGGAAAUUCUGGGAAUUAUGGCCCGUAGAGGACCCUCUGAAGUAAUUAAGGAAUACUCUGACUACCUGGAAAAACAAUUACAGAAGCCAGAGAAUGACAUAAUUAAAAUGUUACCAUUGUCAUUAUCUGAGACUGCACACAUCAGCCUCAGAAGCAGACAUGUCAUUGAAGGUGUAGGAGUCUUGGAAAAAAGUGGAUGGCUUGCAAAAUGCAAUGUGGUCAGUUACUCCAUAGCAAAGGAGUUAGUAGACUGGUUGUGUGGGAGUAUAUUCAAGGAGCAGAAUUUGACGGUGUCCGGUAUAUCUCCCCAUCCAAGUCUACUGAAGUUUUUAUAUGCUGUAAUGCAAUUGGCCAUUACACUUGAUCCAAAGGUGAAGCAUCACCUUCUUAGCUGGGCCACCAACAACGACACUGUCACUGGAACUAGUGGGCAGGAGGUAGAAAAGGGAUCACAUGUUCUCAGUGUUCUCGGACCCAACUUGAUUCCCCACUUCCUUGAAUCCCCUGAUGAUGCGUUGUCUCGGUGCGUUGAAAUGAUUCGUGAAGGAAGAUUUCUGCCUGCCAUGGGAUUUGCUUCUGCUCUCCUCACCUGUCUCAUUAGGAAUGCUGACAUUAGGAAAAGGCAUUCAGUCAAAGUUGUCCAAAGUUUCCUGAAGCAUUGGCCAACACUUGCAGCUCAGGCGGGCAAGACAAGCCUUCACCAAGAUUCGGUUCUUGGUCUGCUUUCAUCCCUCUUCCUGAUUGAUCGCGAGGGCAUAAUAAAAGGCCACUGCACCAAUUCAAGGUCUGAUAUUGUUGUAUUUUACAAUGGUAGCCUGGCAGAUGCAAAGGUAGAACUUCAGGCCAAGAUAAAAGUACUGAAGCUGCUCCCCUUUUUCUUCGCAAUGGGAGAGGACAUUGCAAAGUCUGUCAGUGAAGCCAUGGAAAUGCUGAGCCUGAACCACUUUCCUCUUCAUUCAACGGAAUUUCCUCAAGGAGGAGCCCGAGAUCGCGAGUAUCAGCAAGCGCUCUGUGAGAUUUUAACAGCCUUAGAAUUGUCACUGUCUCCCAUACUUCUCCGGUUUGUUAUCAACCUUUUCUGUCGAGAAGAUAAACACCGAUAUGAAGAGGCAAUGCAUGAGUCCUUGGAGAAAUUUAUGAAAAAACUGCCAUUACUUAAACAGCAAGAAACUUUGAAACAUAUUUACGAUAUGUACAAUGAUCCUUUGUGUGUUAAGCAAAAUCUAAGAUACAACAUAAUGGACCUUGUUUUAACUCCACUCCUCCAGCAAGCCGAAGCAGUUCCAACACAGAAUUUCUUACUAAGUGUGAUUAGUGCCGUCAUGGCUGGUAUGUCGGCCCCAGUACAAGGACGAUCAGACGAACAGCACAAAACUCUCGUGACUAAAGUUGGAAGCUUCAUGAUUUUGCAGAUUAUGUAUUCCAAGUUGCCACGUGAGAAGCUCUUUGCCCCUGGUUCAGAGAUCAAUGCAGCUUUUCGUCCUGGCGACCAAUCAGGAAAGGAGCUAACAAAGGAGAUUUUUCGUUAUGCAGCCAAGAUCUCCAAAGGUGAACUCCGUCAUGACCAAACACAUGGCGAGCUAAGAAGAUUGUGUGCUUGUGCAGCAUACAAUGCUAUUAUUGCAGUUCUGGCAUGUGUCCAGAAUGAUCUGAGGUUUUAUACAAAUUUUUUGUUUUCUGCAAAUCCCACAAAGGGAGAAGUGAUUUGGGAAUGUUUGGUCGACUGCAGUAAGAAGUUGGAGUUUGAUGUUGAGAUAAACUUCAAGCCAACAAGCAAAAAGAGAUUUGUUGCAGUGAGACAGAAAUUGAGAGAGGCUGCCCGUGAAGAAGGGGUUGUAGCUGCAGGGACAGUACAGUACAUGGCAUCACACUACUUAUCUGACAGCAGUUUACGAGAAGAUAUGAGCCAGUUUGACUUCAACAACUCUGUCGUCCUCGCAAUGUCUCAGACGGAAAGUUCUUCAGAAAGAGUGGCUGCUGCAAAUGAAAUGGGAGGUGUGCUUCUGCCUGUACACAUGGACCAAAGUGACUAUAAUGGCCAUGAAGUCAUGGCAAACUUGACAGCUGUCAUAAACCACAUGGUGGAUGCAGAGAUCAUGGUUUUACAUAAAGGGGACACCGUGCCCAAGGCAACAGAUGUACCCCAGUGGAUGACCCUAGUGCAACAGAAACUUGACGGUUCUGAUACUCCCCGAAAUGUAAAACUUUUCCUUCUCCGUGUCAUGAUGAACAAUGCAAGGAUUUUUGAGCCUUAUGCUGCCCAUUUUGUAUCUACCAUCUUAACGUGCUUGGUAGAUGGAACCAUAGGAGAUAAGAUUAAUUAUUUCUUCUGUGAUGUUAUGGUGAUGGUGAUGGGAUGGGGUUCCAAAGCUGUGCCAGAGGAUACUGUAAUGGGAAGGAAUAUCGUUAGCCGUGUCUUGCGGUACCUUUGCAUGAACACUCCACAGACUAGAGCAGAUAUUUUCAAGUAUAAUCUUGAUGUUGUAAGGUCUGUGGUUGAGUGUUGGAAGAGUCUACUGACAGUUCCAUACACGGUAAUUUAUUCCCUGAUGGAAGUUAAAGAUGGGGCGGAGAGGGAAGUUGAGGCUGGCUUGCAGCUCCUGGGAAUCAUCUUGGCCAAUGGACUUCCUCCUUACACGGUUGAUUCGGAAACUGAGAAGAAAAGAUGUGAGUCUCUUGUGAUCAAGCUUCUAGGUGCACACUAUGCCAGUGUGUAUGGAGCUGCUGCUGAAGUUAUGGGCCUCAUCCUAAAGUAUGCGUCUCAGGAAGAAGGUUCAGUUGAUGCACUAGAGGAUGCAGUGGUUAAGAGGGUAACUGAAUUGACAGUCAGGAUGCAAGGGCAAGGGCUGACAUGUGUCUACAAAUAUCCAUAAGCAUUAUCCUUCUUUU